Funneliformis caledonium is the source of this 378-nucleotide messenger RNA. NCBI's taxonomy places the organism in Eukaryota, Fungi, Glomeromycota, Glomeromycetes, Glomerales, Glomeraceae. The record is from the annotation of a GenBank genome assembly.
AUGACUGAUAAUGGAUUAAAUAUGGUUCAGGAAAAGGAUUUUGCUGGAGUAACUGAAUACCUAGGUGGAAGCAAUUAUACAACAAUUAGUUUAAUGUAUAGUUUGUUAGCAAUAAUCAGCAAAAAAAUAAUACCUGAGAACUCUGAUAUGGAAGUUAUAAAUCUAACUAGUCCAAAUACUGCCUUUGAUGAUGAUAUUGGUUAUGAAGAUGUUCCGGAGGAUGAACCUAUCACUCAACAACCUAAAUCAUUGUAUCAAUCUAUUAAUCACUAUUGGGAAGUUCUACAAGAGCAAGGAAUAUUGGCUGCAUUAUUAGAUUCACGAUUCAAAGAUUUAGAAUUUGCCUCUGAAAUGUUGCGUAUGAGAACUCAUGAAUAA